CCGGAAUCCGCGACUCCAGCCGCCGAGGAGCUUUCGAAGCCAAGCCAGCCCAGACGGCACCCUGGAGCCUCCCGCGCUGAGGGUCCGCGCCGAGCCGAGGAUGGGAGGCGCCGACGCCGACUUGACAGCGCGUCCCAGCACCAAGGGCUUGCUCGCUCUCGCUCUCAGGAAAAACUGAGGGAACAAGCUUGGUUCCCGGAGCCAGCGGGGACUGUGGAGACACAGCUAGAAUCCUCAACAGCUUGGAAAUCCUAUCACCUUGGUUCCCUGAAACUUGCAGGAGGAGCUGACAGCUGGCUGACAAAAAAUUCAUCCAGAGAGAGAAAAGACAUAAGUGAAGUCUGAAAUUUUGAAUAACGUUUUCAGAUGAGGAACCCAAGACAGAGGCUGAGAGAUUGAACUGUGGCAUACAGCUAGCACAUGGAGGAAUCGGGAUGGAAAUCUGGACAGUUCUCCAGUACUCAGGAGAGUACUGGAGAGGGAGUAUGCCUACAUCCACAAGACAGAUUCACUAGCUGCCACUAGCUAGUGGUGCCACUGCCCAGCUUCUUCAGAGAGCCCUGGAGCCCACAGCACCCUCCCUUCCCACAGGACCACAGUGGGGCAGUGGCCUCAAGCAGCCCAGCCGGAAGUACAUGGCCAGCUCCCCUUCUUUUCUCAGAACCUUCUGAUACCAACCUGGUUUUGAUUCUGACUUUUGAAGAUGGAUGAAGGUAUAGAAAUUUCAAGUGAUGGAAAUUCCCUGAUCAAAGCAGUCCAUCAGAGCCGGCUUCGCCUCACAAGACUCUUGCUAGAAGGUGGUGCAUACAUUAAUGAGAGCAAUGACCGUGGGGAAACACCUUUAAUGAUCGCUUGUAAGACCAAACAUGUUGAUCAUCAGAGUGUCAGUAAAGCCAAAAUGGUUAAAUACCUGUUAGAAAACAAUGCUGACCCCAACAUACAGGACAAAUCUGGGAAAACUGCUUUGAUGCAUGCUUGCUUAGAAAAAGCCGGUCCUGAAGUUGUUUCCCUGCUCCUAAACAGUGGGGCUGAUCUCAGCUUGCAAGAUCAUUCUAGUUACUCAGCCCUUGUUUAUGCUAUAAAUUCAGAGGAUAGAGAGACCCUGAAAGUUCUACUUAGUGCUUGCAAGGCAAAAGGGAAAGAGGUCAUUAUUAUAACGACAGCAAAAUCACCCUCCGGUAGGCACACUACCAAACAGUACUUAAAUAUGCCUCCUGUAGAUAUGGAUGGGUGUCAUUCCCCAGCCUCCUGUGCCACUCCUUCAGAAAUAGACAUAAAAACAGCUUCGUUGCCACUUACACAUUCUUCUGAAACUGAAAUGACACUUUUUGGCUUUAAAGGUCUGGAGCCCUCAGGAAAUAGUGAUGACACACAGGACCCAGGCUCCCCUGUGAGGAAGCCUUCUAUGGCCUCUAAUGGGCCCAAGCUACCCCAGGCUCCAACCUGGAUCAAGAGUCCUCCCUUAUUCAUGCACCAAAACAGAGUGGCCUCCUUGCAAGAGGAGCUCCAGGAUAUUACUCCAGAGGAAGAAUUGUCCUACAAAACCAAUGGGCUGGCACUUUCCAAGCGAUUCAUCACUAGGCACCAAAGCAUUGAUGUAAAAGACACUGCACAUUUGCUGAGAGCCUUAGAUCAGGCCAGCUCAAGAAAGAUGUCAUAUGAUGAAAUAAAUUAUCAAUCAUUUUUUUCAGAAGGAAAUCAGCAAUGCAUUGAAAUCCCUGCUGAGCCAGAUCCAGACUCUAACCAGACGAUAUUUGCUUCCACCUUAAGAAGUAUAGUCCAAAAAAGAAACUCAGGGGCAAAUCACUACAGCUCUGAUUCCCAGCUCUCGGCUGGUCUUACCCCUGCAACUUUAGAAGAUGGCAAAGCACUUAUAGGAAAGAAAAAGAUCCUCUCACCGUCUCCUUCCCUGUUGUCAGGGCCCAAAGAAUUGUUGGAGAAUAUCUCACCAGGUCCCUUGAGCCGGAGAAAUCAUGCAAUUUUAGAAAGGCGUGGUUCAGGAGCUUUCCCUUUAGAUCACGGUAUCACGCAAGCCAGACCAGGAUUUCUGCCACCCUUAAAUGUGAAUCCUCAUCCCCCCAUCUCUGAUAUCAAUGUCAAUAAUAAGAUUUCCAGCCUCCUUUCUUGUGGUCAAAAAGUGCUAAUGCCAACAGUUCCUAUGUUCCCCAAAGAAUUCAAAAGUAAAAAAAUGUUGUUAAGGAGACAAUCAUUGCAAACAGAACAAAUUAAGCAAUUAGUAAAUUUUUAAGAGAUGACUAGAAAGCACAUUUUGUCCAAAUGUCUACAUCAGAGAAAUAUAGAACCAGAAAAUAAACCUCAAAUGUUCAUCUUUUAAAAUCUUAUAAUUGGUUAGUCAAUAAUUGUUAGAGGUAUCAAAAUAUACUGUGUAUCAUAUUAGGUACCGUGGACACACAAAUAAUACAUAGUUUCUGCUAAGGAAAUUCUCUCAAACAAAAUUAAAGCUAUACUUCUCAAAACCUCUAAUAUUUAACAAUCUUCAUAUGGUCCAAGUUUUUAAUUUAAGCAAAAAUCAGCAAAAAAAAAAAAAAGUCACAUGUGGUGGAUAUGACUUUAAAAUUUUUUUCAGAUUUUUCAGAUAUUUUAUUAGGAAACACUGCAUUCAAAUCAAUAAAUAUUUUUAACAUUAAAAGUCAACAAAUAAGAUUGUAAUUUUCCAUGAUGCCAAAAGCAUAAAAAAAAAAGGGACAGCUAUUAAAAUGUUCUAUGAACAAUAAGCCAAAGGUACAAAGCCUAAGGCAUAAAGAAAGAAUGAACUAAUUCUUAAAAAAUGUUGACUGCAGGUAGGUGAAAUCUAAUUAAAAUUAAAAAUUUUUUUCUAAUUCAAAUUUUAAAAAGUCCAACCUAUUAUAGUAGACUAGGCAGCCAAUAUUCGUAUGGUCAGUUUAAUCAACUCCAAGUGACAGAUCAGUUUUACAAGCUAGUAAUAAUCUAUGUGAAGUGCUGGUGUGCUGUUUUUUGCUUUGUUUUAUUUUGAUUUUAAUGUAAUUUCAUGGAAUUGUUUCUCCAUAUCUUUUAAUUCCUGCUAUUAUUUUUUAAAGCCUAUAUAUAGGUUCUCAACAACAAGAUAAAGCAAAAGGUUGAAAAGCGUUCCUCUUUACUUAUAUCAAAUUACUCUUGUCGUUCUAAGGACAACCAAAAAAUGGGGAUUUAUCACAAAUAGAAACUAUAUGCUUGCUUCGUUUUAGAAAAGAAAAGCUGAUUAUUAGAUUAUCUUAGAUUAGCUAAAAUUAAGAAAGCCAGUAGAAACUUAAUUACAAAAUAUACUAAAUAUUCGGCCAAAAUUAAACAGUAUCCUUAAUUUCUAAUAUAUAAUCAUUAGACAUUUAUAUAAUAAGAAUAAUAAGGGUAAUUUCCUUAGCGUGACAUUCCAGUCACAUAGUAUUUAGGACCUAUGAAUAACUUCUAAUUAAAUAAAUGAAUACCAUGCUACUAUCAUAAAAUGUUACAAAAUGACUAUAUUAUGUGUCUGAUUUCAAAAUGUGUUUAUACAAAAAAUCCUCAUUUCAAUCUAGCAGUUUUACAACAAAGAAUAAGUCAAAUUAUAUAAAACCUGAGUAUAUUAAUUUGAUGACUGUCAUAUACAACUUUAUUUCUUUGCCUAUUAGUAGAGGAGAUCCUAACAAUUGGCAUGAUGCUUGGUAAUUUGAUAUAAGCAAGUUGUAAUGUACAUGGUAAUUAUUUAAUUUCUUGUGGCUUUUAUUUGAAAAAAAUAAUUGGAGGUUUUCCAUUUAAUGUUUUGAAGAACAAUAAUGUAAAUUACAUUAGAAAUAUUUUUUGAUUCAGAACUUAGAAUUGUACCUGAUGUUUAUAGGUAGCUAAACCCUUUUUGCAAGUUUUAAUACUGAGAAAAGUGCUUGGCUUUGAGUUGUAAGGAUACAGUCUGGAAAAAUAUGUAAAUAGAGUAGUUCAUAAACAAAAUGGUAUCAAUAAAGAUUUUAAAUGUUA
Molecule: messenger RNA, 3966 nt
Organism: Felis catus (domestic cat)
Lineage: Eukaryota; Metazoa; Chordata; Mammalia; Carnivora; Felidae
Gene: ANKRD34B
Product: ankyrin repeat domain 34B
Exons: 6
Coding region: 704-2248 (514 amino acids)
Molecular function (GO): protein binding
Source: RefSeq, a predicted model, not a curated record